UUCACAGUGAACUACACCUUGUUCUCCUGCAAUUAUAUGUAAUAGCCAACAGAUUCAUGUCAUUAUCAGUUUAACUUGUGUGUCCCAUUUAUAUGACCCAGUCCAGAAUGUACACGCAGGCAUUGUUAAUGUUAUGGAGUCGUUGUGUAGCUGUGAACAGAGAGGUCUCCACAGGACCCUGAAACCUCAACCGUCAUUAUUUCUUUUCUUUUCUUUUCUUUUUUUUUUUAUACCAGGAACAUGAUGUUACUGAUGUUACUGCUGUCUUCUGUGGCCCGUUUGUCUCCUUUACAUUACAUUAUAAUGUCUGCAGGCAGCAAAGAAAAGUAAAUGCUGUUUUAUGUGCACUUUAAAUGCAUUUGAAAGUCUAAUUUAGUGACUUGAUUAGUUCCCCUUCAGUGGUUAUGAAGCAGGUUGACGCAACACAUGGUUAAACUGAACUUACUGUGGGAAAUUUUGAGAAACAUCUGAAAAAAAUAGUCCAUCCACUCAUCCUCACAUUUCCCAGCUGGGCUCGUUUGACUCGUGUGUGCGUGACUUAAAAAAACAACAUCAAGAAAUGACUGUAACCAGUGCAGCCUUACUGUGGAGCAGCCUACACCGAAGCUGCAUCAUUAUGUAACCUCACUGUGAACAAGGUACGAUCAUUUUAGUGAUUUGCAGCGGGAGAAGCCGCAAAACAGCAAUUUCUCGAGCUUUUCGCUGCAGGAAGUGGAGUCGUGUGAGGAAGUGGAGACAGAUAACCAUGUCCAGUCCAGUCAGACCCGCGCAGACGCCGGGAUCCGUCUUGUGGAGAUGCGGAGAAUAAUUUGCCACAGAUUCCUCUGCAUAGUGGAGGCACUAUCACAGACCACGUGAGAGGAAUAUUCAAUGACGGUCCCCGACAGACCGGUUCAUCUCUGCUGGCACUCCUCUGCUGGCUGACAUGGACUCCUGGACGCUAUACACUCUUAGCUUUUCAGAAACGGGCGAAGAGGGAGGGCGACACUCUGUCUGAAUGUAACCUCUGAUCGCUUUUCUCUUCUUUUUCAGUUCUUUUUGUUUCUUUUUCGCCCCUUUCUUCUUCUUUUCUCCUCUCCGGCAGUUAGAGGGAGUAUGGCUUGGCCGUGCAUCAGCAGAGUCUGCUGCCUGGCUCGUUUCUGGAAUCAGUUCGACAAAUCGGACCUCUCCGUCCCUCUCACCAUCCAGAACUACUCGGACAUCGCCGAGCAGGAGGUGCGGUCCGUCACCAAGCAGGUCUCCGUUUCGGAGCGCGCACCCGGCAAUAACUACACACCAACUCCGGACACGCGUGCCAAAGGCUCCCCUCAUGCGCCCGCGGAUGGCACUGGGACCCGAGGAUCUUUCAGGUCACGGAAGGAGCCCAGCUACAAGCCCCGGGAAGACUACCACCCGCCGGGAGUACCUUUCCCCAGCGUCACCCAGUACAAGCAGGAUUUCAAACCAUGGCCCAUCCCCAGGAAGGAGAAUUUCCCGUGGAUUAGUAACGAGGGGAGCAGGGCAGACUGUAUGUCGGACAGCCCGGUGAAUACUUACCACGUCCAGGGUCAGCCUGGGGAGAGCCGGGGGGAGAGAGAGGAGAGGGGCAAGGGGCAGAGAUGGGGGGAGCAGCAGGUGAUGGAGGAGAGCAAAACCAGCUCCUACAGGCAAGAGUACAGGCCUUGGACGGGGGUGCGACCGGCCAAAAGUGCGAGGAAAACCCCCCCAGCUCAGUACUCCAGCCCUGGGACAGAAGCCACUCACGUCCCACGUGAAACCAGCUACCAGGCUGCCUACAGGGGGGAGGUCGGCAGGUCCACGGGUCUGCAUCAAGGAGAGCACGUGAUCCCAUCCGCUGCCUCCAACAUCCAACCUGCCGCCGUCCCCCAGCCUGCCCCCACUGCCCUUCAAGCCUACAGAUCACAGAGUCCAUCCAGCCUCCAGCAGAGCAUCCUGCCUGAGAGGACCGAGCUCAGUGGAACAAUCAAAGGAGAGGAACAUCUGGUGAGGACCAAACUCCCUCCAAACCCUUCUGCUGUCUUUCAAAGCGGAUCUUCGAGGGUCUUCAACAUCUGACGGCUGCUGCCAUUCUGCUUUGAGUCGACACGGGGAAUGUUCUCACUUCAUUCCACAACACAAGAAUCUAUGCAAGGGAAUGUAUUGUUUGGAAGGAUAGGGAGCCAGACUCAGCAUCCCAAAUGGAGAUAGUUAGACAGCUCUUUCCUCCCCCUGUUGCAAUGGAAAUGAACAUGCAUGUAAUGAAGUAGAUUUUUUUGGUUGUUGUUUUUGCAUAAACGCACAAGAAACUGGCUGCUCUGUGUGUUGGUGUGUGAAUUUGUGCGUUGGUGUGUGUGCCUGCUAUUUUGUCCUUUCACUGAACAUAAAAAAAAACAAACAAACAAAAAAAAAAAAACAGAGUGUGCACCAGUGAUGAAGGACCUUUACCUGCGUAGACUACUGUGUUGCCCUUUGGUGUUGCUAGAAAUCUGCUUGAAAAUAAGUUAUUUCCUCAGCAUCCAUUUAGUUUGUCAUUUUGGAAAAAGUAUUAGUUGGUCUCAAUUUUUUUGUAAAUCUGUUGUUAAAGAAAAAGAGCAAAUGAGUAAUGUAAGAUAAAUGACAAUAAAAGAUAAUUAGCUAGGUUGUUACUUUCA
Oreochromis niloticus (Nile tilapia) is the source of this 2630-nucleotide messenger RNA. RefSeq names its product MAP6 domain containing 1 (gene map6d1). Lineage: Eukaryota; Metazoa; Chordata; Actinopteri; Cichliformes; Cichlidae. Bases 1096 to 2055 code for a protein of 319 amino acids. Gene Ontology annotation, biological process: regulation of microtubule cytoskeleton organization; cytoskeleton-dependent intracellular transport; microtubule cytoskeleton organization. The record is from RefSeq and is a predicted model, not a curated record. The transcript has 3 exons. Gene Ontology annotation, cellular component: Golgi-associated vesicle; cis-Golgi network; microtubule. Gene Ontology annotation, molecular function: calmodulin binding; microtubule binding.